CUGCCAUGUCUGCGUUCGUUUUCGAUUUUCUCUCGACUUUGCUGAUAUUUUGACCAAGCUACCGCCUGGUUGCCGUACCCAUAUCGGUCACUGUUGACAAGACAGCGUAGCGGACAAUAACAAUAUCCAUAUACACUACAGCUACAGGUAAUGAAGAAAUCCCAGCAGAACCUUGCCCUUGGUUACUUUGGUGACAUUUAGAACCUAACACUGUACCAGAGCCCGGCAGAGGAAAGGAAAGUUACUCAUUCUUUCAACAUGGGGAAGAAAAAGGAAGGACAGGACUUGAUAACAGCUGCUCUGUGUGGAGAGCUGGAUGUUGACUAUCCAUCAAUCACCAAGAUUGUGAAGAUUUACAUCAGCUCGGCAUUGACAGAUACCGAGGUCGAAAGGAACAUGCUGGCCGAAAAGGUUUACCCGCGUAUUAGAACAUUCUGUGAAGAAAAGGGAUAUGAAUUCCAAGCAGUUGAUUUGCGAUGGGGAGUGCUGGAUGAAUGGACUCAUGAUCACACCAUGCCAGACCUGUGCCUAAGGGAAAUUGAAGACUGUCAGAAUCAGUCAAUGGGACCAAACUUCAUUACUUUCCUCGCCCAAAAGUAUGGGUCUCCUGCUUUUCCUUCCAAGAUAUCUAGUGUCCAUUUUGAAGAGCUAGUGGCAGCCACCCCAGACUCAAUCGAUUCUGAAAUGCUCAAGACCUGGUUCAAACUUGAUGAAAACUGUUUGCCAUUGCCCCAGUAUACUUUGGUACCUAUCACAGAAAAUAUACCCAACUAUUGUUCUGCGGAUGCAGGUCAGAGAAAAGAGGCUGUUGAUGAAUGGGAGAUUGAAUUCAAGAGAAUACAGGACGUCCUUCAGACUGUGGCUCAAACUGUGUUUGAAGGCAAUGAGGACAUGGCCGAGGAGAAGCAUCAGUUCUUUCGAUCUUUGAUAGAGCAAGAGUUAGCUCUUGGUCUCCUGAAUGCAGACAACUCAAAGGAGUGUUGCCAUUGGUUCAAAAGAUCCAUAGAAAACCUGAGGGAACAUUGGGAAGAUGAGAAGGCCACCAUGUUCUUGGACAUACAUCAGGGAAUGGUCGACAACAUUGCUGUGGGAUUGCUGUCAAAACUUGUGCAGGACCAAAUCCUAGCUAAGCUUCAUGUCUCAAACAUCACCUCCUAUAAGAUAGACUGGAAUGAGAAUGGAGUCAAUAUAGAGGAUUCAAAAGAUCAUGAGAAGUACACAGAGAAACUGCUUGACGAUUUCUAUGAGACUGUUUGUUCCAUGAUAUCCAAUGCCUUGCCCGAGAAUGAUUCUGAACAACUUGAGUCAAGCCAUCAAGAAGUUGUACAGCAUAUAAACUUUGCUAAGUCCCAGGCCUCUUCAUUUCUUGGCAGGGAAAAACUGCUCGGUAAAGUGGAGGAAUAUAUAAAAUCGGGGGACAAAACAUUGCCUCUUGUUAUUCACGGAGAGUCUGGCUCAGGCAAGUCGGCGCUGAUGGCAAAAGUGGCUGAGCUGAUACCAAGCUGGUACACUAGGUCAGAACAAGUGGUUGUAGUAGUGAGGUUCCUUGGAGCAACAUCAGCCUCAACAAGCAUUCGUCAGCUUCUGAUCAGCCUUUCACUGCAACUGGCUGAGAUUUUGGAUGAGGAAGUACCUGAUAAUCUAAGCAAGUUGAAAAUGAAAGAAAUCAAGAAGGCAUUCCACGAACUUUUGAAGGCUGUCAAACUUAGAAAGAAAGUCUUCCUGCUCUUAGACGGUGUAGAUCAACUAGACGGGACCAACCAUGGCCAAGAAAUGGACUGGCUGCCGUUACCGGUCCCUUCUGAUACGUUUACUGUGGUGCUAUCGACUCUAUCUGAUGAGGAAACUGAGAUCAUGCCGGUGUUAAAGGAACGUUUGAAAGACAAGUGCUUCCUUGAUAUCGAGACGCUGGAUGAGGAUGACCUCAACUUGAUUACAAAAGAAUCCCUGAAAACCAUGGAACGCACCUUGAUUCCCAGUCAAAUGACACUUGUCCAGGAUGCCACCAAGGCCAACCCUAACCCACUUUACCUGAAGAUGGUGCUUGAUGCAGCAGCCAGAUGGAAGUCAUACAAUAACACUGAACUGACCGUUCUGGAGGAUACUGUUCCUGAGAUGAUGAAGGGUUUAUUUGAGAGGCUUGAGACUGUCCAUGGGGAGAGGUUGGUGAGCCAUGCUCUUGGAUAUAUUACCUGUGCAAGGAAUGGCCUGAGUGAAAACGAGCUAUUAGAUCUAUUGUCCUGUGAUGACCUGGUUCUCAACGACGUUUAUGAAUACUUUGUUCCUCCUCUCCGUCGAUUUCCGCCAUUAUUGUGGGCUCGGAUCAAAUUUGAACUUAGGGGCUAUCUAACGCAUCAUGGUGCUGACGGGGUGCAAGUGCUAAACUGGUGCCAUCAACAGUUUGCAGAGGUGGCCAGGGCAAGAUACCUAAGUGACAGGGACACCAGAAUCCGACUGUAUAAAACCAUGGUCGAGUUUUUCCUCGGGAAGUGGGCUGACGGCUUCGAAAAGCCUUUCCUCGGCAAGACAUCGGAGAGUGGCGGUGUUGUCCAAAAGGGAGGUGGCAAAGGAUCGAAACGCAUCACGUUGAAUCUCGAAGAAAACGAAGCAGACAGAUUCGUCAAGUCUCAACCGUUGAUCUACAAAGAGGGCGCUACACCCAAGGAGACUGUUUUCAAUUUGAGGAAGAUGAGCGAGCUACCGUACGCACUUGUCAUGAGUGAGCAGGCAGACAUGGCCAAGAGUGAAGUCUUCUGUAACUUGACUUGGCUUUACAAUAAGGCUAAGGCGCUUGGGCUUGAAAGCAUUCUGGAUGACUUUGAGAUGGCUGGUAAUUCUCCUUUGUAUGAUGAUGCAGACAUCAACAUAGUGCGGAGGGUGUUCCAACAAGCUGGUGAAGCUCUUCACUUUGAUAUCAACCAGAUGCCUGUGCAGCUGACUGCGAGAAUCCUGAGUGCGACUGGAGACCUCUCACCCGCUGUCAAAGCUCUCCUCAAACAGGCGCAGAAUCCACCGUUCCCAUGUCUUCUGACAAAACAAGCCUUCCUUCCUUUGAAGAAAACAGAGAGUGAUGGAGACAGUUCAAGUCAUCUCCUGGACAGCCAUGAAAACCAGGUGAAACUGACUACACUGUCUCACAGCAAGACCAAACUUGUCACAUUUACUGUGGACAGAGUCCUGCGAAUCUGGGAUGUGGCGUCUGGCAGUGAGCUACACAAGCUGGACUUUGGGGAGUUAAAGGGUAGCGGUGAUCCGGAUUCCAUCAUCCUCUGUCAUAAUGACGAGCUCGUCAUCAGUGGCUGCAGAGAUAAGGUGGAGUUCUUCAGUGUGGAGUCGGGUGAUUUAUCUGGGAAAAAGGUCAAGAUAGAGCAAGGGGACUUGCUCAACGCAGUGCCAAUACUCUACUACGAACCAAAAGACUGGCUGCUCGUUUUGUCUGAUGUAAACUUAGUUGUCUGGGCUGUUGAAGACUUGCAAUUGAUUGGUGAAUUUGAUGUUGGGAAAGCAUCAGCUACAAGACAUCAUCAAGCCAAAGACUUCUUUGACAUCCUGGGGUCAAAGGUCGGAGCAAUGAGAGCAGCAACGCACUCGAUGAAAAUACUGGACAUAGAAAGUUUCGUUGCAAAUCAAACAUUCCUUGGAGAGUUCAACAUUGAGUAUGAGGAGGAUAGGCCUAUGCUGACACGCUGCACAUUACUGCCACAAGAUAAGCUUGCUUGCAUGGUGUAUGGAGCUGAUCACAAGGAAAGGGAAGAAGUGCACAAGCCGGCAGUUCUUUUCAUCUUCAGCCUCGAGGGGAAUCAACUGGCAAAAUAUCCUGUCUUCAGCGUAGACUAUGCCUUGGGUUGUGAGUGCCUCAUCCCGGUUGAAGAAGAAGACCAUGUGCUAUUCCUGAACUUUGACUCCUCCUACAAUGGCAGCAUCCUGUAUGACAUAGACAUCAACUCUGGCUCCUAUACCAUUAAAUAUAAACAAGUAGGCAAUAUUACGCAUGUGAACUACAUUGGCAAUGGAAGAGCCUCAGUUCUAAACCAUGAAAGCAACACAAAGGUUCAGAUCCGAGAAUUGAAGAUUGAGGACCCCCAUGAAGGCCUGUCGGAUGAAGCCCUGGUGACUGCCGAGUACAAGGAGGAGGUGGAGACCAUCUUCAUCCUCCCGAGCACCAUGCGAUAUGUUGCCGCUAGCUAUCGAGUGUUCUGCCUGGUGGUGUGGGAUCUGGCUGAGAUGCAGGCGGUUAGGAUUCUGAACACGGAAAAUGCCAGCAUCUACACAUCCUUGAUGCAGUUCCCUACAGCCUCGCUAGGUGUCUCUGUAACAGGCAAGAAGCAGUUGGUCACAUUUGAUAUGAAGACCCUGGAGAAGUUUGGCCCUCACGAUCCGUCGUUUGGUGGACAACCAAGGCCUAUGAGCUUCGAUAUUGUGGAUUCCAAAUUGGCACUUGGCACGAGUAAGGAUGAACAUGCGUUAGUCGUGAAGGACGUCAAGACAGGUAAAACUGUUGCAAGCCUGAAAUGCAAGCCAAAUGAACAGAUCAAGCAUAUGAUCGUUAGUGGCAAUGGUCAAGUUGUCCUGGCCUUCACCAGUGAUCCUAAAUAUGCCAUAGUGUGGGAUCUGACCAAGAAGAAACGCCUACCUGAUCUCGGCUACAAAGACAUGAAGUUGGAGGUGCUAGCAAAGAAGGGUGUUGCUGUCAGUCACAAUGGGCAGUUUGCUGCAGCGAUUGACAAACAACAUACGAGGAACUUUGUCAUUUGGGAGGUUGCCACAGGUGAUGUGCGAGAAUGUAAGAGGCCUGUUGGAACUCGUGGUGAUUCAUAUGUGUUAGGAAUGUCAAGAAAACUCCAGGCAGUCGUUGUGGGCUAUGUUUCUGGUUACAUCGGUAUAUUCAACAUGAAGAGCCUGACCUGUGAUGCGUACCUGCAUGUUUCGACCAAUAAGCUAGGAAUAGGAAAGCUUGUUCUAUCAGAGGAUGGCUCCUUGGCUGCAUGCAAUGGAGAGCACAGUGGAAUGGUCGUGGUGGUCGACCUUAUAGAGAAGAUAUGUCUUGCCUCUCUAACAAUAGAGAGCACUGCCUGGGAUUACCAGUUCACCAGAGACAACCAGUUCCUGAUGCUGGGCGGGGGCAGCAUCAAAGGCAUCGUGCAGCUCUUCAUCCAUCGCGGUAGAGACGAGAAGAAAAAGGUCAAGCAGACAUUGGACAAGACGAUGGAAGCGUUGAGGAAAAAGGAUGCGUUUUACGGGCAACUGAAAAUGUUGGAAUAUCCCCAGUCAUAGGUUGAAGCAUAUCAUUCUGUGAGAUAUGAAUGAAAGUUGCAAUUUAGUUGCAAGAGGGAAACAUGUGGAAUGAUUCUCUCUGGUUUUGGCUUCUUGCAUAAUAUGAUUUUCUACUCAUUUAGCGAAUUUAGUUAUCUUAAAGAGGGACUAUGAGCAGGGGCGGCUCCAAAUGGUGGUCUUUAGGUGACUUACAUAUGCACAGUUAUUAGGAAGCCUGGUUUGACUUUAUUGUAAUAAAGGUAUUCCUCUUACAGCACCGAUGUAUAGUGCAUAGAAGAGACAUCUAUCAACCACUUUAUGUAACUUAUUGUGACCCACUAGGCUGCUCCUGCAGGUUAUGGAAUUUGAUCAAGCUUUAGACUCAAUUUACACUUGUUUUUGUUCACUGAUCUCCUAGAGGCAUAUACACUUGUUAUUUGCGGGAUUUGCGCACAGAAUAUUUUUAGAGUUUCUUAGUUUUAACUUGACUUUUGAAUUACUUGUUUAUUUUAUGGAUCCUCGGAUUAAAUCAUAUGGCUUUUUAUUCGCCUGUAGUGAAGUUGAGAUCAAAUUUAAAACCAGAAAUUCGGAAUAACCUUUCAAUGGUGUGAUCUCUAUAACUGUGAUUGUUUUUAUGAUAGUAUAGGAAUCUUUCUGAUGUUGAUGUUUAGAAUAGUGGUAGACUUUUGUUUACACAAUUUAUUUUUAUAUGUGACAUUCCCAAGCCUUAUGAUACUCAUUAGUGUAUUCUUAGCAUAGGAUUUUUAGCUAGAUAUACUUCUGAAAUCCAGAGAUUAUAUUUUCUAUCGCUCUUUAUUUUAUGUUACGCUAAUAAGAUGUGAUAUUAUUGUACUUUGUACAAACAUUAUUGUAUUUUUACUUUUACCUGACAGAGUUCAGUAUGAUACUCAUAAUUCUCUAACCUCGACACGGGGAGGUGGAUCAUAGUAAUAAUUAACAUUCCUUUGUUAGCCUAUGUCCUGUCUAGAAAACAUGUUGUAUAAUUUAUUUUUGUAUCAGAUGCAUAAUAAUGAAUAAAUCAGAU
Messenger RNA from Lineus longissimus, 6298 nucleotides. RefSeq names its product NACHT domain- and WD repeat-containing protein 1-like. Gene Ontology annotation, molecular function: ATP hydrolysis activity; protein binding. The transcript has 27 exons. Bases 259 to 5274 code for a protein of 1671 amino acids. The record is from RefSeq and is a predicted model, not a curated record. NCBI's taxonomy places the organism in Eukaryota, Metazoa, Nemertea, Pilidiophora, Heteronemertea, Lineidae.